This is a messenger RNA of Lolium rigidum, 785 nucleotides long. Its product is annotated as dehydration-responsive element-binding protein 1G-like. Bases 1 to 684 code for a protein of 227 amino acids. The record is from RefSeq and is a predicted model, not a curated record. Gene Ontology annotation, molecular function: DNA binding; DNA-binding transcription factor activity. The transcript has a single exon. Gene Ontology annotation, biological process: regulation of DNA-templated transcription. NCBI's taxonomy places the organism in Eukaryota, Viridiplantae, Streptophyta, Magnoliopsida, Poales, Poaceae.
AUGGACUUCGGCGCGCUCAGCAGCGACUACUCCUCGUCGGGCACGCCGUCCCCAGUGGCGGCGGACGAUCCGGCAGGCUUCCCGGCGCCGACCUACAUGACGGUCUCCUCCGCGCCGCCGAAGCGCCGCGCGGGGCGGACCAAGUUCAAGGAGACGCGCCACCCGGUGUACAAGGGCGUGCGCCGGAGGAACCCCGGCAGGUGGAUCUGCGAGGUGCGCGAGCCGCACAGCAAGAGCCGCAUCUGGCUCGGCACCUUCGAGACCGCCGAGAUGGCUGCGCGGGCCCACGACGUCGCCGCCCUCGCGCUGCGCGGCCGCGCCGCCUGCCUCAACUUCGCCGACUCGCCCCGCCUGCUCAGGGUCCCGCCCGCCGGCGCGGGCCACGACGAGAUACGGCGCGCCGCGGCCGAGGCCGCCGAGGCGUUCCUGCCGCCGCCCGAUCAGGUUCUGAGCAAUGCCGCCUCCGCCGCCGAGGAAGCAGCCGUCGCUGCACCGGACACGCAGUUCGCCACAGGCGACCCGUACUACGCGAUGGACGACGGGAUGAUGGACUUCGGGAUGCAGGGCUACCUCGACAUGGCGCAAGGGAUGCUCAUUGCGCCUCCUCCCAUGAUGGCAGGCUCGUCCGCCAGUUUCGCCGCGGACGGCGACGACGACGGCGAGGUCAGCCUGUGGAGCUACUGACUGCAUGCAUGCGCGCGUUUGAACUAUAUAUGCUCUAUGUGGCUCGUGCCAAGAACCUCAUCUAAUGCCUGUGCAGCUUUAUACUAUAGCAAUCCAGUACU